Messenger RNA from Nematostella vectensis (starlet sea anemone), 1494 nucleotides. RefSeq names its product RNA helicase aquarius-like. NCBI's taxonomy places the organism in Eukaryota, Metazoa, Cnidaria, Anthozoa, Actiniaria, Edwardsiidae. Bases 52 to 1494 code for a protein of 480 amino acids. The record is from RefSeq and is a predicted model, not a curated record. The transcript has 19 exons.
UUUUCUUUGAGAAUUCGUCAAGAAGACGUUUGUCAAGCACCACGUGCAAAAAUGGUCAAGGGAAAACAGGCUGCCAAGCGAGGGAACUUUCCGACUGUUGAACAGAUCAGCAGUGACUCCAUCACCCAGUUGGCACAGAAAUACUGGUCAAAAGAUGGGAAGAAACUCAAGUUUGAUCCAAAGGUCAUAGAGCAAAUUUACAAGGAGGAGAUUAAAGGCAAUAAGUUUUCUGUGAGAAGACUUAUGCUUCUGGAGUUCAGUCAAUACCUGGAGCGAUACCUAUGGCCUAGUUUCAAUGCUGGAAAGGCCUCACUUUCUCAUCUCUUGUCCAUCAUGGUGGUUGUAAAUGAGAAGUUCCGAGAAGGUGUCCCUCCGUGGGGGGUAUUCAAAAGCAAACCAGAAGAAUUCAGUGGAUUUUUUCUACGGCUGCUAGAUGUUUGUUUGAUAGAUGAUGAAAAGGUCUUAUCAUUCCGGGAACAUACUAUUGUCCUCAUCUUCAUGAUCCAUCUUUUCAACAGUCUGGAAAUGGACUUAAUCAGAGAGAAUGUUCAACAUCUGGUAUCUAUUCCUAUGUGGAGAUGUUUGCUCCCAGGUCGGCUGGAGCAAGAACUCAAGUCUGUCCCAAAGUAUAGGAAAUUCUGGACGCACUUGAAGAAAAAGGAUGAAAACUUAGAUGAGGCUACUAAGGCUCAACAAGAGAAAACAAGAGUGUUCCUAUCAAAACUAAUACAUAAGUUUUUGGAAAUCCUCAAGUCAAUACCUGCUACAGGUGCUGCAGAUGUUGACAAGAUUCACUACUGUGAACGCUUUCUUGAGCUUUUGAUAGACUUAGAGGCGUUGUUACCAACAAGAAGAUUCUUCAACACUGUAUUAGAUGACCACCAUCUAGUGGUGAAAUGCCGUUUAUCAAAUCUCACUAAAAGAGAGGAAGAAGGAAAGUUAUUUAAUCAGCUUCUAGACAUUUUGAAGUUUUAUACUGGAUUUGAAAUAAAUGAUGUCUCUGGAAUGCCAUUAACUGACCAUGAGAUGGUAGACAAUCAUUACAAUAAGAUGGCAUCAUUACAGAGAGCUGUUUUUAAGUAUUUUCCUGAGCUGCAUGAGUUUGCCAUGAGUAAUAUUGCUGGGAUAGAUACAAGAGAUGCUCUUCUCAAGCACUUUGGACAACUUUCGAACAAGACUUUGCAUAAAGUGGCUGCAUAUCUUAAGUUGUUGCCAUCUCCUGAUGAGAAAGCACAAGAAGAAGACAGGGAAUUUUUGCUAGAAAUGCUUGUGUCCAGACAUGAGAAACGUCUGUCACAAAUUGAUGCUAUCAAUGACAUGCCUCUCUAUCCAACAGAGCAGAUCUUGUGGGAUGAGAAUGUUGUCCCUACUGAGUUCUAUUCUGGAGAAGGUAGGAUUCCAGAGUCUCACACAAUUCUUAAGACUAUCAAUAGUCCUACAACAGAUCCGAGUUGUCCAGUUGCUUGUUACAUGGUGUUAUUAUACAAGUGCUAG